Messenger RNA from Arabidopsis lyrata subsp. lyrata, 221 nucleotides. RefSeq lists its product as uncharacterized. The record is from RefSeq and is a predicted model, not a curated record. NCBI's taxonomy places the organism in Eukaryota, Viridiplantae, Streptophyta, Magnoliopsida, Brassicales, Brassicaceae.
AUGGUUUUGCUAUCUCAAGUCAUCGGUGUCAGCUUGAAGAUCGACGGAAUGACAAGCAAUUUGAUAUCAGUGCACAUUAUGCGGACACAAGGUGCGUCACAUAAGAUUGAUGCAAACUUGUUGAGAGAUUAUGUUUCAAAUAAAGGGUUUCGGUUUAGCACAAAAUCCGGAAUGGAAUUGCUGAUUGGUUGCGAUUAAGCCGGGUUCAACUUAAGUAUGAG